AUGGACAAGUUGUGUGUUUGGGUCCUACUUCUGAGCGUCACCGCUGGCCAGUGUGCGGACAAUACUGGCUACCUUCUAACAAUACCGAAGAUUGUGCAGGCCGGGGCGGACGAGACGUUCUGUCUGACACUUCAUGGGAUCGAGGAGGAUGCAGAGUUCACGCUCAGUCUCGUCCACAAGGAGAAGGAUGACGAGUUUGAUUACACAUACACAUUCAGAGAAGGUCUGAGUAAGUGUGAGACGUUUCCGGUCCCAACCCAGCCCGGGACGUACGAAGUGGCGCUGAAGAAUGCCACCGACGUGAUAUCUGUCGUCCGGGAGAUUGAGGUGAAGAGUGGGAACCUCAUCACCCUCAUACAGACAGACAAACCCUUCUACCGGCCAGGAGAGGCAGUGAAAUUCAGGAUUUUAACAAUGAAAAGAGAUUUAAAAUCAAGAAAGGGAAAAAUUGAAGAAAUAUUGAUCAAGACACCCAAUGAAAUCCGAGUGAAACAAUGGCUUAAUGUUCUGUCAGAUGGGUUGGCAAGUUUCAACUACCCAAUGCCUAAAGAACCAAAGCUGGGAGAGUGGACGAUUGAAGUGACAGUGGAUGGUGAAACAACCACACAAACAUUCAAGGUGGAGAAGUAUGUCUUACCAAAAUUUGAUGUGACAAUCACUCCACCAGUUUACAUCUUGGCCAACGCAGAUGUCAUUGAAGGGGAAGUGUGUGCUUCUUACACUUAUGGAAAACCAGUGAAUGGCUAUUUGAUUCUUGAACUGUGUCUGUGGUUAUAUGGUUCUUUUGGACGUCCAUGUGCUAGACAUACCAUGGAGAUUAAUGGAUGUCGUAGUUUCUCGGUAAAUUCCUCUGAGAUGUCGAUGAAGAGCCUCGAUUAUCACUUGUUUGGUUCAGAGCUACACAUUCUGGCCACUGUACGAGAGAGGGAUACUGGACUAGAAGUGAACAAGACACACAAAGGGCCUAAGGUAACCUUUGACGCCCUGAAAAUCGUUCUUGAAGAUGAUACCAGUGGUUACUUCAAGCCAAUGUUUCCAUACCAAGGACGGGUGAUCGUGACAAACCCCGAUGGCACUGUGGCUCCAAAUGAGCUGAUUGAAGUGAACAUGGUGGACUACCACAAUGACAUCAGGGUAGCUCGUAACUUCACCACCAACGACAAUGGAGUAGUCAUGUUCACAGUAUGCGAUGUUCUCACCGACAAGACCAUCGAUUUCAGUAUCGAGGCCAAAGCGUUGCUGUACAGCGUGGAGGAUCACGAGCUCCCCAUGAACAAGCUGUACAUGCCGCGUGCCUACCGCUCGAUCAAACAGUGGUACUCCCCGUCACACAGCUACAUCGUGAUCCCCCGCGACCAGGCCGUGCACCGGUGUGGCGAGGAGAUGACCGUCACCAUUCCAUACAGCACCACACUCAACAGCUACACCACGUUCUACUACCAGGUCGUGGCAAGAGGACGGAUUCAGCACACAUCCCACAAGACCCAUCACUUCCUGCACCACGAUUCCACAGAGUAUUUGGAGGUCCCAGAGGAGCAGUGUCUGCUCCCUGUGGAGGAGGAGGAGCUGCCCUCCACCCCUCCACCCACCCCAGGAGCGGAGGCCACUCCCCCUCCCCCACAGUCGAAGACUGAAGAGGGGGAAGAAUCCAUCCCGUCGGAGAUGUUUGUGGCAGAGCCGAUGAUUGUCCCGGAAAUGUACCACCAGCUCGGGGGAGUUCGCCGCAAACGCUCGUCUGUUCUCUCUUCUGAGGGUGAAACUGUGGAGGAAGGUGAAUCAAGAACAGAGGAAACUGACGAAGAACCGAUGAUGGUGCUGCCACCUAUCAAGAAAUCGGAGCACAUUUCCCAUUUCACAAUUAGGUUUCCGCUGACAGCAGAAAUGUCACCCAAGGCCAGCCUGCUGGUGUACUAUGUGCGGGAGGAUGGAGAAACAGUGGCCGACAGCAUCGACUUCAACAUUGAAUCCUGCUUUGAGAAUAAGGUAAAGUUUGAAUUCCAAGACGAAUCAGUAGUUCCUGGAGGGGAGACAACUCUGAACCUGGAAGCCACGCCGGGUUCCGUGUGCUCGAUCGGCGUGGUUGACAAGAGUGUGAACAUCAUUGGAGGAGACCAUCAGUUGACUCCUGAAAAAGUGUUUGAGAAAUUGGCAUCAUACAAUCUGUUGUCUGGUAGCCAUAGUUACUACAGUGACAGAGAUUAUUGUGAGGACAAGAUCAAGAAAGAAGAAGCCACAUCUAAUGAGGACACUAAUAAAGCUGAAGAGCCAUCCUCUGAAGCAUACUUUGGAUGGUGGCAUUACUCCUCGAGAUACGUGGAUGCUAUACAGGCCUUCAAGCAAAUGGGUCUACAAGUAAUCACAAAUUUGGUUUUAGAAACGCGGCCUUGCUCUAAAGAAUAUCCCAUCUACUAUGAUUUUGGAGUCCAAAUGUCAUCCAGAGCUUUUGCCAUGACCAGUGAGGUGCAUAACGUUGAACAAACAGUCGGCAAACCCAAAACCGAUCUAAGAAGCUUCUUUCCAGAAAGCUGGCUAUGGGAUUUGAAAAUUGUAGGAGACAACGGGAGGCUGAGUGUCCCACUGACCGCUCCACACACGAUCACCAAGUGGGUUGGGAAUUCUAUCUGUGUGAGCGACACGGCUGGACUUGGCAUCUCCCCGCUGGCGGCCAUCACCACGUUCCAGCCAUUCUUUUUGUCCUUCACCUUGCCAUACGCUGCCGUGCGUGGGGAGCGGAUCCCGAUCAUGGUGACAGUGUACAACUACCUGGAGAAGUGUUUACAUAUACAAGUGAACCUCGAAAUGAGUCGGGACAUCUCUGUGAUAGUGCGCAAACACCAGAAGCUGCCAUUCUGUCUGUGUGGGGGAAAGACGUGGAGUCAGACGUAUUACAUGGAGCCCAAACACAUCGGAGAUCUGCCCAUCACGGCAACAGCUGAGAUUGUUCCAGGAAUGUGUGGAAAUAGCUUGGACAUGGACCAGAAAUUUAUUGGAUUAAAAGAUGCAGUUCGCAGAGAGAUCUUCGUUAAGGCUGAAGGAAUUACCCAAGAAUAUACUAAGAGUCUGUACAUCUGUCCAAAAGGUUCAGGUGCUUUGAAUGAAGAGGUGGAAUUAUCAUUACCCCGUGGUGUAGUUCCUGACUCAGCUCGUGGACACAUCAGUGUCAUUGGCGACAUGAUGGGUCCGGCCCUGUCUAACCUGGACCACCUGAUCGAGCUGCCGACGGGGUGCGGGGAGCAGACUAUGAUCAGCUUCACGCCCAACAUCUAUGUCCUCAAGUACCUGACGAGCACCGGCCAGCUCACCGAGGACAUCGAGAUGCUCACCAAGAAAUACAUGGAGAUAGGUUACAACAGAGAGUUGAAUUACCGCCACCCGGAUGGUUCGUUCAGCGCGUUUGGUGAGAAUGACGACUCGGGAAGCACGUGGCUCACAGCAUUUGUUGUCAAGUCGUUUGCAGGGGCGCGGGACUUCAUGUACAUCGACCAGAUGGACCUGGAGCAGAGCAUCACGUUCCUCAAGACAACCGCGAUGGAGAACGGCUGUUUCCACGAGGUCGGCAAAAUGUUCAGCUCCUACAUGAUGGGCGGCAUCAUGGAGGACCAGGACGAUACCGCGCUCACAGCGUUUGUCCUCAUCGCUCUACUGGAGGCAAAUGUUCCUCAAGAUGAUCGUGUACUGAAAGGAGCCAUGGACUGCCUGAACCGCCAACCGCUGGAUGAGAUGGAUGUGUACACGCUGGCCAUCGUGUCCUAUGUGAACGUCCUCAGUGACCCAACCAACCCGCACACAGACCAAGCCAUGGACGAGUUGCACAGGAGAAUCAAAUCCAAUGGACUACUGAAGCACUGGAGUCGCACGGGCAGCACGCCACACAUGAACAACAUCUACCACAUGGCAGCAUCGGCCGAGGUCGAGACAACGGCGUACGGGCUGCUGGCCACGCUCGGUUACUAUGGUGAUAAGGCCAUUACUAAGGGACAGCCAAUCGUCUUGUGGCUCUCUCAGCAGAGGAAUGCGUUUGGAGGUUUCUCAUCCACUCAGGACACUGUGGUUGGACUGAAUGCUCUGUCAGAAUUUGCGUCACGCUUGUUUGUCGGUGGCAACAAGACGGAUCUGACAGUCAGAGUUCACGGUCAGAGACUGGACAGGAAGUUCAAGAUCAAGAGUGGUGUAAACACGCUGCUGCUCCAGUCAGUGCCGAUGCCGUCACUGCCAAAGACCAUCACCAUCAGCGCCAACGGCACCGGGUGUGCCUUGGUUCAGGCUAACGUUCGUUACAACCAGAUUCCGAAGAAUCUCAAUGUCACAGAUCCUCGCUUUCACCUGAUGAUAGAAGUCCGACGAGCCAAGUCAAACAAGAAUGACUGUACAAAGCGACUACUCAGAACUUGUGUUGGGUACAGCAGAAGACAGGACCUGAGUAGUGGUAUGAGCAUGGUCACUGUUAAGAUGGUCACAGGGUGGACACCGACAGAGGAGUCACUGAGAGAGCUUCGCAGUGUGUAUGCCAUACUCAGCAUGAAGAGACACGAGUACAAUGAAAAGGAAGCCAAGCUUGUGUUUUACUUUGAUGAGAUGGAUGCACGACGACGGUGUUUUGAUUUUGAGGUAGAGCAGAACCGUGAACUGGCCGUGUCUGCCCCCAAACCAGCUGAUGUGCAAGUCUUCCAGUAUUAUGAAAAAGAUGUGACCAUUAUUAAAUCGUACAAGAUUAAGACGACGUGUGGCACUAAGGCGGAGAUUCCAUUAGAGAGUGACCAGCGAGUUGAUUUCAUCGUUCCUGUCCAGAUCCGCUCUGGUGGUCAGUCACCACCAGUUUCUCGACCAGUCAGAAAGAGGAUAACAAAAUUCCUCAGUAAACCUACCCACCUGACAAUCAAACGUGGAGAAGUGGCCAUUUUACCAUGUGCUGUGAAAAACCUUGGCUCAAAGAUAGUCAUAUGGAAAAAGAUGAUGCCAGCCAAACUGAUUUCUCGUGGAAAAAAGAUUGUUGUGCCUAGCAAUCGUUUUUACAUGCGAAGACCUGGCAAAAAUCUCUCUAGUCCAGAAUGGAACCUGCACAUCCGAGACGUGCAGAUGAAUGAUUCUGGCAUCUACGAGUGUCAGAUCGGUGCUAAACAAGAAAACUUUUUUAUAAAAAUAACUCUUAAUGUUACAGGUCCAGUUGCAUCUAUGAAAAAGCCUGAGACACCAAUUGGAUGUCCUAUUUGCCUAGCAACAAGACCUGAUGAUUUCAGGGACAUCGUUUGUAAAUCAGAUGCAGUUUAUAAAGUAAUAUCGGGACGAAAUGGAAAGUUGCCCAUGAAGAUAAAAGCAAACCUUCGGACCCGCCGGAAACAAAAACUAGAUAUAUUCGUCAACUUCACAAUAGCAGAAAACUGUAUCUGUUCUCUCAUUAAUCCUCCACGUUCUAAAAACCGAGGUCGCAGAGUAAAACGAAUUCUGGUGUUGAUGAAGAAUGUGACCCUGUCCGAAGACACGAAGUUAAGCCUUGAUUCCCGGACCUACGUGAUCAGCAUCGACAAUAACAAAUCACUGGAACAGGAAGCCAGACGGCAGGUUCGCCGGUGUAAGCGCAAACUGACGUAACAUGGAAACAAGAUGUUGCUUAUGUAACAUGGAAACAAGAUGUUUCUGACGUAACAUAGAAACAAGAUGUUACUGUUGAUAAAAAAAAACCCAGCAUUAGAUAUACCUCAUUUUAAUGAUUUCAAAUUGCUGUGCUUUCUGUAUAUAUAUAUUAGUUGUUUCUACUUUUUAAUGUUAAUGUCAGCUAUUUUGAUUGGGUAGAGUGGAAUGUCAUCAAUUUAAAUCAGUUAAUGGUCAGUGUUUAAUAUUUAUUUUAAUUGGUCAUUGUUUAAUAUUAUUUAUUUAAAUGGUUAAUAUUUAAUGUCAGUUAUUUUAAUUGGUCAGUAUUUAAUGUCAGCUAUUUUAAUUGGUCAACAUUUAAUGUCAGUUAUUUUAAUUGGUCAGUGUGUAACAUAAUCAAGUUCAAUUGGUCAAAAUUUGAUGUCAGCUGUUCAAAGGAAAAAAACCUAGUUUGAACAUGUGUAAAUGGACAGUAAAUUUAGUUAAAUCUACAAAGCUGUAACACAUCUGGAUAGAGUUACAAUGGAGUCAAACCAAAGUCUGUGAUGUUUAACUGAGGAAAUACUGUUUAAAAUAACUAGAGCUUGUCUCAAUAACCAUUACUUCUCAGAUGUACAUGUACAUGCAUUUUUAAAAAUAUGAAACAUUGAAUUUGUGAGACUAGAAACAUUACUUCUCAGAUGUACAUGUACAUGCAUUUUUAAAAAUAUGAAACAUUGAAUUUGUGAGACUAGAAACAUCAGGAUGACCAGAAACACUUUGAUAAUUGAUAAUCUAAACAAUUAAAUCUAGGUAAUGUUUUAUUUCAGUCGUCUAAAAAAAAGUCUCCAAAAGUGAAAAAUAUGCCUGUCUCACCCUUUAAUUUGUUUCAAUAUCAGCUAUUUUAAUUGGUCGGCUUGUAACACUGAGUUUAAUUGGUCAAAAUGCUCUGUCAGCUAUUUUAAUUGGCAAUAUCGUCUAUUUUAAUUGGCACUGUCAGCUAUUUUAAUUAGUAAAAUGUAUUUAUGUCACAUGAAUGAAAUUUGGUUUGUUCAAAUAAAAGCAAUAAAUUAUUAUAGAUGAUACACGAAGGUUUAUAAGAUACCUUUAUAGCCAAUUAAUGUGGUCAGAUAAUGUAGCAAUAAAAUAGGCCUACUUAUACAAUGUAUUUUGAAUUUCUUUAAAAGCCUAAAUCUUUAAGUAGUGUUUCCUACACCUGAAUAGAAUCUUCCUGCAACUUCAAUCAUUGAACUGUGUAAUUUUAGCGAUAUACUACCCUGUCCUGUAGAUUGACAACCAGAAUGUAAUUUAUGAUAUUGCAGUCCAUUAAACAUGAUGAGUUUUCUAUACUAGUUAGGUGUAGUUUGUCUUAAUAUAAUAAAAUGAAUUGGCCUACACGCAGUUCCAAAAAUAAUGCAGCUUGCACAAUAUAGUCGAAUGUAUAUACAUGUAUCUACCAAACGUUAUGUAUAUUUUGAUGUAUUUGUUGUAUUUUGUUGACUGAUAUAAAUGUAAUUUCCUAUGUUUUAGUUUGUCUAACAAUUACUCUGUUGGUUUUCUUUAUUUAUUGUAAUAACUGAUGUCAUACCAUUUUUGUAAGAGGUUUAGUGUUAUAUAAAUAUACAUUAAAACAUUUUUACUGUUUUAUUAAAAAAAAUCUCUUUACUAUGUAAAACCAUUUGGGUUUAAAUGUCAGUGUUAUUUUAUGGCAUUAGUUACCAUUAAAUAUCUUUUGUUGUUUAAUAAUAUAUAUUUUUUUAAUAUUGGCAUUAUUUUGAUAUUUGAAUGAAUUUUCUUUUUAAAUUUUAAUAUUAUUCCAGUAUACCAUUGUUUAUUACAUUGUAUAUUACAAUUCUUCAAUAUAAUGAUGACACUAACAUAUUUACAUUUAUAUACAACACUGGAUCUAUGCCAAUGUAUCAGCUGCAGAUUCAAGGUGGCAGAAUGAAACAGUGCACCCUCCCCUAUUCCAUUUUGAAAAUUUACUUUCACUGCUUAAGAAUGCAGUUCUUUUUUUUUAAUUAAAAAUUGUGCAUUCACAUGUACAUCAUUUGUCAAAUUGUAGACAAACAUCAAGAUAUAUACUCAUUAAAACCAGUAGGGUCAUUUUGUUACCUACUGUUAUACACAAAUGUAUUAUGUUAGCAUAUUUUGAUCACAGUCUUUCUAAACACUGAAAACUUUUAGCCUUGACAUCCAAAUAUGAUUCUGUGCAAUGCGUAUCACUGCAGACCAGUGCAUAUUGAUCCAUCUUGUAUUCUGCUGCUGACACACUGCUGUUUAAUAUGGGUCAAUGUAGAUCAAUCCAGUUUCAGCCGAGACACACUGCUGUUCAGUAUGGGUCAAUGCAUAUCAAUUCGGUUUUGGCUGAGACACACUGCUGUUCAAUACGGGUCAAUGCAGAUCAAUCAGGUUUCGGCCAAGCCACACUGCUGUUCAAUAUGGGUCAAUGCAGAUCAAUCUGGUUUCAGCGGACACACACUGCUGUUCAAUAUGGGUCAAUGCAGAUCAAUCCGGUUUCGGCCGAGACACACUGCUGUUCAAUAUAGGUCAAUGCAGAUCAGUCAGUUUUCGGCCAAGACGCAACAAACACUUGUGAGAGGACACUUUGUAGAGAAUUGCAACAAAUGACAUCAUCUUUGUACAAGAUUUUGUGGAUGUUGGGAAGUUUCUUCUCAUGCCAAAAACAAAAUGGAAGAGAUUUGGUGCAUGUUCCUUAGUCAAAGUGCCCACAAUAUGUUGUUUCCUAGUAGCAUUUCAGAAGAAACAAGAACCAAAACCUCAUGCAGUAUUGACCACCACCACCAUUUUGCAAAUAGUAUGUCACAUGACUUGCACUAUGUAAUGUAAACCAAACCGAACUGAAACGUAUUUGCCAUGGUACCGCAGACACACCAGAAUCCAAAACCGAACUGACCAGUAAGAGUGCUGCUCAAUCCACAUACCGGUAUGUAUGUGAAUUGACCACAAAUCAGAUUGACAAGAUUUGGUGUGUCACGACCUGUAUCCUAUCCAGUCAUUGUGCACUGAUAUGGUUUAAAGUUGGGUGUGUUAACAAUGUACUUAUGCUUUGUAAAACUAAAACAACAGCAUUUUGUAGCCCAUGUAAAGAAAAAUGCAGAAAUGGUCUCUUCAUUCUUAAUUACUUUUGCAGAGUAUGUAAUUUGGUACACCAUGGGCAUUGUUGUAACGGUUUAAGGAAGGAAGAAAUAUUUUAUUUAGCGAUGUACUCAACACAUUUUGAUUAUAGUUAUAUGGCAUCAGACAUAUGGUUAAAGACCACACAGAUAAUGAGAGAGGAAACCUGCUGUCGCCAUGUAGUAAGGGCUAUUGAACACUCGCCAUCCCACAUCUAGGACACACCAGUGUUUGUUACACCAGUUGUAGAGCGCCCCACAUCUAGUACACACCAGUGUGUGUUACACCAGUUGUAGAGUGCCCCACAUCUAGUACACACCAAUGUUUGUUACACCAGUUGUAGAGUGCCCCACAUCUAGUACACACCAGUGUUUGUUACACCAGUUGUAGAGUGCCCCACAUCUAGUACACACCAAUGUUUGUUACACCAGUUGUAGAGUGCCCCACAUACCAGUGUUUGUUACACCAGUUGUAGAGUGCCCCACAUCUAGUACACACCAGUGUUUGUUACACCAGUUGUAGAGUGCCCCACAUCUAGGACACACCAGUGUUUGUUACACCAGUUGUAGAGUGCCCCACAUCUAGGACACACCAGUGUUUGUUACACCAGUUGUAGAGCGCCCCACAUCUAGGACACACCAGUGUUUGUUACACCAGUUGUAGAGCGCCCCACAUCUAGGACACACCAGUGUUUGUUACACCAGUUGUAGAGCGCCCCACAUCUAGUACACACCAGUGUUUGUUACACCAGUUGUAGACCACGCCACAUCUAGUACACACCAGUGUUUGUUAUACCAGUUGUAGAGUGCCCCACAUCUAGUACACACCAGUGUUUGUUACACCAGUUGUAGAGCGCCCCACAUCUAGUACACACCAGUGUUUGUUACACCAGUUGUAGAGCGCCCCACAUCUAGUACACACCAGUGUUUGUUACACCAGUUGUAGAGCACCCCACAUCUAGUACACACCAGUGUUUGUUACACCAGUUGUAGAGCACCCCACAUCCCACUGAUAUUACACACGUCUUUACAUAAUUUUGUAUGAUUUAAAACCUAGUUAUUGACAUAAUCCCUUGAAUAUAAUGUUGGACAUAGUCUAUAUAGUGCCACUGUACAUAUAGUUUGUUACCGGGUACCUCAUUUUGUCUGUAAAUGUUGUGCAUGCAAGCUUCCAAAAGCUGUGUUAAAAAAUGGCAACAUUUUUCUAGAUAUUUAUCAUUUUAAAGUUUUAUACAUAUUACGUGAACAUUUUGGUUGAUUUGGAUGUUAACAUUUUCAAUUUAUUUUUUAUUUUUUAUUUAACCAAGUUUUAACUAAGACUACAUGGAUUCCAUCAACAAAAAUGAUUUCUGCUGGCACAAAAUGGGCUUAGUUGAGCAACUUUUAUGGAAUAGUCAGUGUUGCAGUGAAAUUCUUGUCAAAUUGUAGUGAUGUUUUUUAAAUUUAUAUCUGUAUAAUUAUGUUGUCAAUUUAUUGUAAAAAUUAUGUACAAGUAUUUCUUAAUUUUCUAUUUUAUUUCAACUAUUUAGUUAUUUUGAAAUUAUGUGUAACUUGUUACUAAUUUUACUUUGUUAAAUAGUGUUUGGAACUUAGGAAUUGCCUGAAGAUCUAAUAAAAAAAAAGUAGACAUAUUUUUGAAAUAACGUUAAGAAAAAUUUAUUUAAAUGACUGCUUUUGGACUGAAUGUACAUGUAGUGAAACUGCCAAUUUGACAAUUUGAAAUGGGUAUUACAAACUGUGUUGUAUAGUGGACAGAGGCAUAAGAAAGCAGCAUCUUCCACUGGGUGCCUAUAGGCAAAAGAUGGAUUGCCACUUAUGUAUCAUGUGAAUUUGUGAUCAUUUAAGUUACUAUUACCUAAAUAAAGUCGGCUAUGUAAUAUCUGCUGCCUUCUGUUGCUAUCAUAAAACUAAGAUGGUACAAGUGGGAUCUGAUUUUUUAAUCUGAAUUCUGAAUUUGUAUAUUGAUAAAAACAAAUGCCUGAUAUCAGUUUGAGGUAUUGCUCUGUAAUUUAACAGCGGAUAGAAGGAAAGAAUUUGAAAAGUUUGUUCAACGAAAAUAAGUUCCAGAUGAUCUGUUAUGUGUAUUGUAAGGAUUUCGAUUUGGUGUAUUACUAAUUUUACUGUUUUAAUUUUGUUUAUCACAAGUCAAAUUGUUUUGGUGUAUGACAUUUUUUAAGCGGCUGUACAUGUAAUUUCAAUAAAAAUAAUUAUUACAAAAAAAAAA
Gigantopelta aegis is the source of this 10929-nucleotide messenger RNA. RefSeq names its product pregnancy zone protein-like. Bases 1 to 5589 code for a protein of 1862 amino acids. The record is from RefSeq and is a predicted model, not a curated record. Lineage: Eukaryota; Metazoa; Mollusca; Gastropoda; Neomphalida; Peltospiridae. Gene Ontology annotation, molecular function: endopeptidase inhibitor activity. Gene Ontology annotation, cellular component: extracellular region. The transcript has 41 exons.